Klebsormidium nitens is the source of this 753-nucleotide messenger RNA. NCBI's taxonomy places the organism in Eukaryota, Viridiplantae, Streptophyta, Klebsormidiophyceae, Klebsormidiales, Klebsormidiaceae. The record is from the annotation of a GenBank genome assembly.
AUGGAGCUGCAGGCGGAGGGCGUCCGGCUGGGGUACUCGCGCGCCUCACUCACAGACGGCAAGGCGCCUAAGAGCCCCCACUUUGACGCAUCGGCGCGCAACAUCAGCAGGCUGGGAAGGAUGCUGUGCUCAUGUUCACCCAGCCGCAGACCGGGAGAUCCUAUUUGGGGAAAAGCCUCCGGCGCCAACCCCUCGACGGAGCCUGAGCGGGAACUACUUUGCAAUGACGACAUCGGGGUGAUACGAGCGAUUGCUGCUGGAGAGUGGGGCCGAGUGCCGGAGGUUUGUGUUGUUUUUGCACAGGUUCUCCGCCCCUGCUAACCGCGAGGAGAUCAAGUUUGUCCUCAAUGGCCUAGGCGAAACAGCGGCGGCCAAAUCAUCAUCCCCCGGGACCGGCCGCAAUCAACGCCGUCGCUUACGAGCAGUACGCCGAGAUCAACGACCCGUGGGUGCAGAGCUUGUUGAGGAGAAAGUGAAUCUGUUAUAGCCGCUGUUAAGCACCAGUAAGUACGAUUCUGUGGUCCAUUUGAUAAUGGAGUAUAUAGUGAAGAGAAUAGAGGUUAUCAUGACGCAGAAGCGCUAUAACUAGUAGGGCGGGUUGCAAUUAGAUCGGGACGCUCAGAUACUUCUCGGGGACAAUGCAGCAGGCGGUCCGAAAUCAAAUCUGCACGUCUGACACCCAUGGCCACGUUUCUGAACCUCGAGAAUGUUGUGUUCCCUUGUCCUCGUGCGUUAGCUACAGAGGUUUCCCAC